AUGUCGGAAAUUUUCAUUGAUUUCGACCGUUUUGGCGAUCCUGAAAAAAUUGCAGAAGGAGGUUUUGGAAUGAUUUGCAGAUAUAAAUAUGGAGACAUAAAGUGUGUUUUAAAGUGUAGUAAAAAGUCAAACAACUGUGAAGUUUUCGACAACGAAGCUACAACAGCGUUCGUCAUUCAUUCAGCUAGUGGAAAAAGUUUUAUAGAACAACAAAGCUUACAACAACGUUCAUUACUUCGUUCAACCGCUGGCAAAAUUUUUAAUACAAU
Molecule: messenger RNA, 269 nt
Organism: Racocetra persica
Lineage: Eukaryota; Fungi; Glomeromycota; Glomeromycetes; Diversisporales; Gigasporaceae
Source: the annotation of a GenBank genome assembly